GUCGUCCCAGUGUUGUGUUCGUAGUUAUAAAGGUUAGCCAAGUACAGAGAUGAAACAGACUCUAUAAAGUGUUCACAGCAGUCAAGGUUUCGUUUAUAAACAAAGAGCGGACAAUUACAAACAAGGUGACAGCUACGAACACAUCAAUAAAAAAAAAAUGUGGGAGAGAGAAUAAGAGAGAUCAAAAUAAAGGACAUGUUAUUAAUCCUCCAAUACCACAUAUGCUCAAUUAUAUUUCGGAGAUGCUUUUUGUUGUGAAGGCGUUUGAAUGUCUAAUUACAAUCCACAACCAUUUGCUCCUCUGACUGACUCCGUGAAACUUGAAACUGUCCCUGAGGCACUGACAAGGUAAACAAGGCCGUGGCGAGGGAGGCAUUUUGUGUAAUGAGUCAAGUCUGUUUGAUUUCCGUAUUACGUCAAAUUAUCUUCCCAAAUAAGCAAAACGGAGAGGAUUAACAUUCUCUCUUCAUUACCUGUGACCCGUCCGAGGCUAAGAGCUGUGCAAGGUGUUGUGUUUUGCCCUCGCACACCCAGCCACUUCACAUCAAAUUAAUUUCGUUGUUUAGGUUAGAUUAGGUGGUGGAGCAGGGCGUAGAAUGAACACCUACAAGUAACAAGUGACAAGUUUACACGCCAGACUGUCUUCCCAAAUUAGCUCAGGAAAUUACUAAAACAUCUUCUAACUAGUUCUGUCUUGUUAUGGUUUAGGUCUCAAGACACUUCUCAAAUUCCAGAUAACCCUUCUUUUGACUGUACUCUAUAGUGGAUGGCAUCUUUAAUGUUUUUUUUUUUUUUUUUUCUUUAUGCCUUAGGCCAGUGUUCCCCUUCUGUAGGGAAAAAAAUAAAAAAAUAAAUAACUGGUUUCAGUCAUCAGGUUACAGAGGAUGAAACAUGAAUCAGCCUUUGUGAUAAUUCCCGCAAGUGUGCCUCUCAGGUGAGUCUGGCAGGUGAGGUGAGCUGUGCAUCAUCUGACAGUGUAGACUGGCACAGACUGGCUGGUUGGGUCCCCGUACACACACACACACACACACAUACACACCCACACACAGUUUUAUGUAUGAUUCUACUACCCCCAGUCCACGUCCAGGAAUGUGUGCGUUCCUCCAGGGUGGCACAGUGCCUGGGGGAUCCGCGGGGCACUGCGAGGCGAGCAACAGGGGAUAAAAUGGCUCAAAAUCACCACAAAAUAGCAGUGUUCGCAACGCCCUAAGCUGAUGACUUUGACCCCUUCGCCCUGCCUCCAAUACCCCUCAGCUCACGCCCCACGUCCUUACAUUACCCUCUGAGAACGGCGGCGGCGGUCACAAGAAGAGGAAGAACGAACACACCUGCGCCUCCCUCUCCUCACUUCACCUGGCUUCAACAACACCUCACCACCACCUCAGCAUCCCACAGACAUCUCCUCCUGACCUGCAACAGCAACAAGGACUCCUGAAGUAGCGUCCUUGCAACACAGGCCAAUAGACUGCAACAUUAAUUUUCAAGAACACCGUGUUACUUGGAGAGGAUAUAUUUCCUGGAGGCCUGGCAGGAGGAGGUGAGAAGGUCGUUGCGGCAGCGGUGGCAGCAGCAUCUGGGCGAGAGGAGGGGGAGGAGGAGGAGGAGGAAGAGGAAGGUCACCAUGAAAACUCCUCCCAACAAACAGAAUCUCCUUCCAACAUGAUGUGGUAUGCACGGCUGCUGUGUCACCACCCUUAUGCUGUACUGAGCAGUGUGGUGGUGGUGGUGGUGACCUGCCUGGUGCUCUCCCUCACAGCCCGGCCUCUGCCCUCCUUCACUGACCCCUCCCUGGGCUUUGUGACACGAGGGACAACUGUGAGUCGCCGUGCUGUGGCAUGGGAGAACCUGCUGGAUGCUUCACGAUUCCAGGGUCCCCUCAGUGUGAACCCUUCAGAUGGUCCCCGGUCAAACCCUCAUCCAAGGGAACCCGAGAAGGAUGACGGCCCACCACCAGUCCAUCGGCACAAGGUGUGCAUUGAGGUGACCCCCAAUGGCUCAGCUGUGGUGCCAAACUGUGCCGAGGACAACAUGAGAAACAAUAGCUGGAAUUCAAGCUCCCUGGAUGAUGAGACCCAGAAAACAGCCAUCUCUGACCUCACCAUCAUGGUCAACAAUGCUGCCAGGAGGGAGGAUGAGGCCUGGGCCGGGGAGGAGAGCCGGACAGAGUACCAAUUGCAGACUGAGUGGGAGGAAGAUAAUCAUCCCAAUCAUUCACACUUAAGAGAUGACGACUUUUUCUGUGCCCCUGUUGUGCCAGAGUAUGGAAGGGUCAUCCUGAAGAGCACAGUGCCAAGAACCACCCUUCUCACUCUACACCAUCUACGAGCCAUCUGUCAGCUGGAUGAGCGCCUGCGUUCCCUCUCUGAGUUUCAACCAAUUUGUGAAACAUGGAGUCCUGGCCGGUGCUGUCCCUCUUGGUCAUUGCCCAACUAUGUGGCACUUCUCUCCAACCGCUCCUCCUGUCACCAAAUUGUGCAAGAGGAUGUGGAUAAGGUGCAUCAUCUUCUGCGUUGGUGCUCUCGUCAUCUGGAUCUGCAGCUAGAGAGGGGCUGUCGAGGGCCAAAUGGGUGUAGCCAAGUGCCCAAGGAGUGCCUGAUGCAUGAUGCCGUGUACACCAUCCUCCACUACCUGAUUGAUGCAGCUUUCCUUAAUCCAGAGGUGCCCGACCCUGAUCACCCAGAACCCUUCAGGCUGUCAGAACCUCACCACAAACACCAGAAGCAGAAGUUGGAGGAGAGACUGAGCUUCACUGCACUGUUUUUGCCCAUCGCGCGAGGUUCUCAGGCUCUUCCUUACUUUGAGGCUUUGCAGCAGUUGGACCUCACCCUCGAUAAUGUGACUGUGACAGCUGUGGACCUUGGUCUGAAGUACGCUCUCUUUGACAAACUGUUGCUGGCAAACUCCUACCUGCUGGGUGUUGGUGGUGGAGUGGUGUUGUUCCUCAUGUGGUGCUACACUGGCUCCCUCUUCAUCACCCUCAUCACUAUCACCACUGUCGCCUGUGCCCUCAUCAUUGCUUACUUCAUGUAUAUCUUCAUCUACGAGAUUGCCGUCUUCCCCUACAUGAAUGUGCUCACAACGGUCAUCGCUGUCGGCAUAGGUGCGGAUGACACCUUUGUGUACUGCCGAGUGUGGACACUGGCCAAGCAGGACAAGAACACAGGCACAAUGGUCAAGCUUGUGGCUGACACCUUCCACCAUGCUGCUGCCUCCAUUGCCGUCACCUCCCUCACUACUGCUGCUGCCUUUCUUGCUUCCUGUGUCUCCCACAUCACUGCUAUCCGCUGCUUCAGCAUCUUUGCGGGGACAGUGGUGUUGGCCAACUUGCUGCUGAUGCUGACCUGGGUACCAGCCUGUGUGGUGGUGGCUGAGCGCUGGGGGGCUUCCACCUGCUGCCUGUGUGUGCCCCCUGCUCCUGUUUACGCCCCACAGCUGCCGCCCCGCUGCUCUGUGUUGUGCUCACUUCCCCUCAGGCUUUGCUAUUUCUUUGCUGAGUCUGCUCGUGUGUUCUUUGAGAAGGUGUUGCCUUGGGUGGUGAUCAAGCUGAGAUACCUAUGGGUGGUAAUACUAGGCAGCUUGGCAGUGUGCAGUGCUCUUGUUGUCUUCUAUUACCCCGGCCUGCAGCUCCCAGACUCGCAGGAGUUCCAGCUUUUCUCUCGCGAUCAUGUAUUUGAGCAAUAUGACCUAAAAUACAAGUACAAAUUCUGGUUUGAACGCAACCUUCGGAAAGAUGUGGUCAACCGCCUGCCAGUGAGAGUGGUGUGGGGCAUCCAGCCGGUGGACAACGGAGACCACCUCAACCCUGCCUCCAAAGGUUCCCUGGUGUUUGAUGAGGAGUUUGAUAUGGCCCACCCAGAGUCUCAGGAGUGGCUGCAUGGCUUCUGCCGGGAGCUGCGUAACCAGAGUUUCUAUUUGCCCACCCUGGGACCCCUCCUGCCCCACUGCUUCAUUGACACCUUCAAGCUGUGGAUGGAAGGACGAAAGUGUCAAGACCCCAUCAAUGGGGUGAACCGCUAUCCAUGCUGCAAGGACUCGGCCUUCCCUUACUCCCGGUACGUGUUUGACAAGUGCAUCCACAAGGGCAUCAAGGCUCUUUACCAGACCCCACGGGAGUAUUUCAUUCCUGGUGUAGCCGGGCCAAAGUUCAGCCGGGACACGGGCAAGGUGGUGGCAGUGGUGGUGGAGUAUGAUAGUAACAUUCUGUGGUCUCUCUCCUACACUGCCAUGCAGGAGUUCUUUCAAAAGGUUGACUCUUGGGUGCAGGCCCAGAUGAAGGAGGCACCAUAUGGAAUGCGAGGCGGCUGGUUCACCUCCUAUCUGGAGUUCUAUGAUGUGCAGCACUCCUUGUCUGUGGGGACAGGUGUGGCAGUGGCUGUGGCAGUAGGGGUGAGCCUGGCUGUGCUGGUGUUCACCACUCUCAAUGUGGUGGUGAGUCUGCUGGCAGUGGUGAGUGUGGGCGCCAUCAUCUUAGUAACUCUGGCAUCCCUGGUGCUGCUGGGCUGGCGGCUCAAUGUGCUGGAGAGCGUGACAGUUAGUGUGGCCAUUGGCCUGGCUGUAGACCUCACCCUGCACUAUGGUGUAGCCUACAGACUCUCCCCUGAGGCUGAGCGUGAGGCAGCUGUCACGUGGGCCAUCAGUCGCCUGGGUAGUCCAGUGUUCAUGGCUGCUGCCACCUCCCUGGCUGCCGGAGUGGCCAUGCUGCCAGCCAGUGUGCUGGCCUAUGUACACAUCGGGACCUUCUUGACAGUGAUCACCUCCGUCUCUUAUGUGUAUGCCACGCUCUUCUACCUCCCUCUGCUGCGCAUCUUUGGGCCAGAGUCUGGCUGUGGCCAGCUUUCUUGCCCCAAGCUGUGCUUAUGCUCUUGUUGUACCCCGAGCAAUCAGCAACAUGUGGACAAGACAGUGUACCAACAAGCCUACAUGAGUGAAUCCACGCUGUCCACUUCCAGCACAUCCUGCCCACCACCCCAGACUCACCCGUCCUCGGACACCCACGAGCUGGAGCCACUGACGGCCAUGAGGCUCGCUGGUCGAGCCCGGAUGGUGCACACGCCUGCCCGGCACAAGGUGGGGCUGGCUGAGCCAGCUGCCCCGUCUGAAGCUGUUGCCAAUCACACCACACCCCACCCUGAGGUUGGAGCGUCCUCUGAGAUUGGACGCGCUGCCCGGUCUGGGUCUUUAUCUUCCUCUGUCAGUGGUCGAGACCAUUCGACCUUCAUCCCCCGCAAGGUGUCCCUGCCCUCACCUGGAGGAGCAGUGAGUGAGGGAGGAGAACCCUCCCCCAGGCACAGUGUGGCUCCAGCCUCCUCAGCCACCACCAUCCUUUACUCUGAGCCAGAUACUGACUAUGGCCAACAGAACCACCACCCUCAGGAUGGUAGUGUGGCUCUGGGGCCAGCCAUGCUGGAGGCUGGGGCUGUGGUGGCAUGAGAGGGCUGGGGAAGGUGGUGCUAGGUUGAGGCUGUCAUUGUGAUAACAUGUUGCUCAUUUCUCUUGUGUUGUGGUAUGGUGGUGUGUUGGCAAGGAAAGCUCUGCCUUGAGGGGGCAGUUGUACCAGCCAUGGUGCGGCUGGUGAUACAAGUGUGUUGUUGCUGCACCAGGCAGGUAUGUAACACUUGGUAUCAUAUAUACAUAGAUAUAGAGGUAUUAUAUACACAUGUUUGAUGUUGUUGUAGAAUGUGUGUGUGUGUGUGUGUGUAUAUAUGCAAAUGUGUGUAUGUAUGUGUGUGUUUGUGUGUGUGUGUGUGUGUGUGUGUGUGUGUUAAGGCUUAUGAAUGAAGAACAAAAAUAUUUAGUUUUGUGAAUUGUUAAAAAUAUUGAAUUUCAUUAGUGAUGAAGAAGGCUUUUAUAUCAUCAUAUAAAACAAUCAGUUGUUAUAACUUUUAUGAAAAAAGCAGCAUUCUGUAUUUGUAGAUACCAGUGCAGUCCUAUAAUUUUUAAAACCAGCACUUACGAUAUUAGAAUUAAGUUUGAUAACAAUAUUUUUAAGAGUUUAUUUAUUAAUUUAUUCAUAUAUUUCACUGAGUGGUUGGCAUCAGUUUUCCUAGCAGGACAUUUGCCUCCAAGGUUAGCUGAGCACAUUUGUAGAGCCACUUGUCAAGCCAGUAAUUGUGUCCUGUCUCAGUAGCUCACUUAUCUGCCUGCCUUGUGCACUGCUUCAUUGGAACCUUGGCGUUUCCCUGGCCCCUCGCAGCCAGAUGGAAGUAGUGUUGACGCAACGCAUAACGACCAAGUUUUAAAGUGACUUAUUGUGUACCUGUGUUGUUGUUACUGUUUUGGUGUGCUGAAGUGAGUUGACAAUGUGUUGUUUAGAGUGACAGCUUUUUUUAAAUGUGGUGAUGUUGCAUAGUGCAUUUUUUUACAGAAUAGUAACUCCUUGAUCA
This is a messenger RNA of Scylla paramamosain (green mud crab), 6383 nucleotides long. It is a transcript of the gene disp, whose product is annotated as protein dispatched-like. The record is from RefSeq and is a predicted model, not a curated record. Bases 1660 to 5430 code for a protein of 1256 amino acids. The transcript has 14 exons. Gene Ontology annotation, molecular function: transmembrane transporter activity. Gene Ontology annotation, cellular component: membrane. Gene Ontology annotation, biological process: smoothened signaling pathway. NCBI's taxonomy places the organism in Eukaryota, Metazoa, Arthropoda, Malacostraca, Decapoda, Portunidae.